Molecule: messenger RNA, 2160 nt
Organism: Elephantulus edwardii (Cape elephant shrew)
Lineage: Eukaryota; Metazoa; Chordata; Mammalia; Macroscelidea; Macroscelididae
Gene: SLC15A1
Product: solute carrier family 15 (oligopeptide transporter), member 1
Exons: 23
Coding region: 1-2160 (719 amino acids)
Biological process (GO): oligopeptide transport; transmembrane transport
Cellular component (GO): membrane
Molecular function (GO): dipeptide transmembrane transporter activity
Source: RefSeq, a predicted model, not a curated record
AUGACGGCACAGAGGGACAGAGUUCAGACCUGGUAUUCGCAGGAUCACGGUUUAUCCGGAUCACGGGGUUGCUUUGGCUAUCCAUUGAGCAUCUUCUUCAUCAUCAUCAAUGAGUUCUGUGAAAGAUUCUCCUACUAUGGAAUGAAAGCCAUCCUGAUUCUGUACUUCACACGUUUCAUUGGAUGGGAUAACAAUCUGUCCACUGUCAUCUACCACACCUUUGUAGCUCUGUGCUACCUGACACCGAUUCUCGGAGCACUCAUCGCCGACUCCUGGCUGGGGAAGUUCAAGACAAUCGUGUCACUGUCCAUCGUUUACACAAUCGGACAGGCUGUCAUCUCAGUGAGCUCAAUCAAUGACCUCACAGACCAUGACCACAACGGGACCCCCAACAACAUUCCUGUGCACGUGGUGCUGGCCAUGAUUGGCCUGGUCCUGAUAGCUCUCGGUACUGGAGGAAUAAAGCCCUGUGUGUCUGCAUUUGGAGGAGAUCAGUUUGAAGAAGGCCAGGAGAAACAAAGAAACAGAUUUUUUUCCAUCUUUUAUUUGGCCAUCAAUGCUGGAAGUUUGCUUUCCACCAUCAUCACGCCAAUCCUCAGAGUUCAGGAAUGUGGAAUUCAUAGUAAACAAGCGUGCUACCCACUGGCGUUUGGAGUCCCUGCUGCUCUCAUGGCUUUCUCUCUGAUUGUGUUUAUCAUUGGCAGUUCACUGUACAAGAAGGUCCAGCCGCAGGGUAACAUCAUGGCUAAAGUGGUCAAGUGCAUUGGUUUUGCCAUCAAAAAUAGGUUUAGGCAUCGGAGUAAGGCAUUUCCAAAGAGGGAACACUGGCUGGACUGGGCCAAAGAGAAAUAUGAUGAGCGACUGAUCUCCCAAAUUAAGAUGGUCACCAAGGUGAUGUUCCUGUACAUCCCGCUCCCAAUGUUCUGGGCGUUGUUUGAUCAGCAGGGCUCAAGGUGGACACUGCAAGCAUCAACUAUGAGUGGAAAAAUUGGAGUUCUUGAAAUUCAGCCUGAUCAAAUGCAGACAGUGAACGCCAUCUUGAUAGUUAUCAUGGUUCCCGUUUUCGAUGCUGUCCUGUAUCCUCUGAUCGCAAAAUGUGGUUUCAACUUCAGCUCCUUGAAGAAGAUGACAGUUGGGAUGUUCCUGGCGUCCAUGGCCUUUGUGGUGGCUGCCAUUGUACAAGUGGAAAUUGAUAAAACUCUUCCACACUUCCCCAACGGAAAUGAAAUUCAACUUAAGGUAUUGAAUAUAGGAAAUAAUAAUAUGACUGUGUCAUUUUCUGGAACACCAGAGAUCUUUACCCCCUCAAAUGAAUUUAAGACUUUUGAAGCAGACAAAUUGCCAAACAUAACCUUCUCCCUUAAUGGAUUACAAAACUCUUCAGUAAAUUAUGCUUUUAAAACGGGCCAUCGCCAUACCCUUCUCAUCUGGGGCCCUGGCCAGUACCGAGUGGUAAAGGAUGGCCUUAACAAGAAGCCAGAGAAAGGAGAAAAUGGAAUCAGAUUUGUCAACACUUUUAACCAGAACAUCAGCAUUGAGAUGGCCGGGAAAGUUUAUGAAAAUGUCACCAGUUACAAUGCCAGUGAAUAUCAGUUUUUUCCUUCAGGCGUAAAAAGCAUCAAUGUAACAUCAGCAGAGAUUACAUCAACUUGUGCAAAUUUAGAAUCUUCCAAACUUGAAUUUGGUGGUGCUUAUACCUAUAUAAUAACAAAGAAGAGCGAUGGUUGCCCUGAAAAGACAGAGCUCUUGGACAUUCCCUCCAACACGGUGAACAUGGCGCUGCAGAUCCCACAGUACUUCCUCCUCACCUGUGGAGAAGUGGUCUUCUCUGUGACCGGCUUGGAAUUCUCCUAUUCCCAGGCUCCUUCCAACAUGAAAUCAGUGCUUCAAGCAGGAUGGCUGCUGACGGUGGCUGUUGGCAACAUUAUUGUGCUGAUUGUGGCCGGGGCAGGACAGUUCAGUGAGCAGUGGGCUGAGUACAUCCUGUUUGCUGCACUGCUGCUGGUUGUCUGCAUAAUAUUUGCAAUCAUGGCGAAAUUCUACACAUACAUCAACCCAGCAGAGAUUGAAGCUCAGUUUGACGAAGAUGAGAAGAACAAAAAGUUGGAAAAGAAUAACUUCUAUCCCAUGACAGAGACUGACCCACAGACAAAAAUGUGA